AUGCGGUUCAUGUACACGCUGUCAUUAUUAGUCCCGCUGGGCUGUGUCAAGCUCAGUCUGGCGGAAUUUGUCCUAACCAUGCCAUGGGUAGGCUUUGCAAGUUCUGGGAACUACUGGCAGGAUUAUGAGGGACGCGUGAUAGGUGAAAACGGGGACACGACGACGUACGCAAUCAAUUGCCCUCCAGCAAGUGACGAAACGGCCUGUAUCAGGUUUGAUCCAGAUGCGACAUUUAUCGCUGCUCCCAGCUCCUACGACUUCAUCAUGAGCGACUAUGGGUACUUUACAAGCACCGGGUGCACCUUUACUGGCUCGCCCAUACCGACCACCGCCACUUGCUCGUACAGCCAGUCAUAUCACAUUCGCUCUCACACCGUGACUCAUGAUAGGACAUAUGUUCUCCCUGGAACCGAGAUUAGGGAAAUCCUGUCUGCUACCUUGACUGUGGCAGGGACGGGACCUUUCCCUACUGGCACCGCUGCGACUGCUACAGCUGCUACAACGAACAAAACGACGGGUUCUACUACAGGUGCGACGGUAGCAGGUACUUCUGCCACGAGCACAACGGUUUUUGGGAAUGUCGCAGGCAGGACAGUAGCGCCGAUGAUGCUGGUGGGUGCGGUGGUGGCUGGUAUGGUGGUGUAA
Aspergillus viridinutans is the source of this 645-nucleotide messenger RNA. RefSeq lists its product as uncharacterized. The coding region runs from base 1 to 645 and encodes 214 amino acids. NCBI's taxonomy places the organism in Eukaryota, Fungi, Ascomycota, Eurotiomycetes, Eurotiales, Aspergillaceae. The record is from RefSeq and is a predicted model, not a curated record. The transcript has 5 exons.